AUGAAUAUUGCUGUUCUCGGUCCGCCGGGAUGCGGCAAGGGAACCCAGGCCAAACUCCUGGCCGCCCAUUUCGGUCUCAAGCAUUUUUCUCUCGGAGAAACGCUGAGAAUGGAAGUGGGCAAGGGAACGGAAUUGGGGAAGAAGACUGCAGCCUAUCUGAAAGAGGGCAAGCUGGUUCCCGAGCCCAUCGUCCUGGACCUGUUCAGGGCAUACGUCAGCAGAAACGGUGAUCAAGGGCAUAUUCUGGACGGUUAUCCCCGCACCCUGGUUCAAGCCGAGGCGUUGGACACCAUCCUGAGCCUGUCGGCCGUGGUUCUCUUCGAGAUCACCGAGGAAGGCGUCCAGUCCCGCGUUGUCGGCCGGGUAGUCGACGCUCAAGGCCGGUCCUACAACCUGGACAGCAAUCGGCCUCCCGCGGGAGUCGAAACCAAGCGCCGGGACGACGACCGCCCCCAGGUCGUCCAGGAGCGUUUUCGGGGUUAUCUUGCGGAGGUUGAACCCAUCCUCAGUCACUACCGCAGGCGGGGAAUCCUGUUGAGGGUGAAUGCCGCCGGCACCAUCGGUUCGGUCCUGGAUCAACUGCUGGUCGGUCUGGGAAGGGCCGGGUAA
Messenger RNA from Geodia barretti, 609 nucleotides. The record is from the annotation of a GenBank genome assembly. Lineage: Eukaryota; Metazoa; Porifera; Demospongiae; Tetractinellida; Geodiidae.